This is a messenger RNA of Aureococcus anophagefferens, 1005 nucleotides long. RefSeq lists its product as hypothetical. Lineage: Eukaryota; Pelagophyceae; Pelagomonadales; Pelagomonadaceae. The transcript has a single exon. The record is from RefSeq and is a predicted model, not a curated record. Gene Ontology annotation, molecular function: cysteine-type deubiquitinase activity; cysteine-type endopeptidase activity. Gene Ontology annotation, biological process: protein deubiquitination. Gene Ontology annotation, cellular component: cytosol; nucleus. The annotation marks the transcript as partial.
AUGAAUCUGCUGCCGCUCGAAGCGACGACGAACGCAGAACCGAAGACGAAAAAGCCCCGGAAGAACUGCGACAAGAACCCGCUCGACGUCUACGGCCUCGGCGAGCAGGCCAAGUCCGGCCCGGUCUGGGGCGAGGCCAAGGGCCUCGCCGAGGCGCUCGGCCCGGACCCGGCGCUGCGGUCGCGGGCCGACGGCGACAAGGCGAAGCCCGCGGGCCUGCGGAACCUCGGCGCGACGUGCUACCUCGGGUCGCUCGUGCAGGUGCUCUACCACAACGUCGCGUUCCGCGAGCUGCUCUACAAGGCGGAGCCGCGGACGAAGAACGACGACGUCGACGUCGUCGGCGCGCUGCAGCGCAUCUUCGCGGACCUCGAGACGGGCAAGCGGUCGUCCGGCGACGUGACGGUCCUGACGGACCUGCUGGGCCUCGAGGUCGCCGUGCAGCAGGACCCGCAGGAGUUCGGCAAGCUCUUCAUGGCCAAGGUCGAGGAGUGCUGCGGCGCGGGGAGCACGAACUUCAUCGCGGACCUCUUCCGGGGCCGGCAGCGGUACGUGACGACGUGCACGGUCUGCAAGAACGAGUCGACGCGCGACGCGUCCUUCGACGAGCUCGAGGUCGCCAUCGCGGGCCGGCCGAGCGUCCAGGCCUGCGUCACGGCGCACGUCGGCGUCGAGUACCUCGAGGGCGACAACCAGUACCUCUGCGAGAAGUGCGGGCGCAAGGUCGACGCGGAGCGGCGCGUCGUCGUCACGCAGGCGCCGCCCGUGCUCAGCGUCCAGCUCCUGCGCUACGUCUACGACCGCGUGACCUGGGAGAAGAAGAAGCUCCGCGACGCCAUCGAGACGAACGCGAGCAUCGACGUCUCCGAGGGCGACGCGCUCGUGCCCUACGACCUCGCGGCGAUGGUCCUCCACCGCGGCGAGUCCGCGCACGGCGGCCACUACGUGUCCCGGUGCCUCGACUGGCGGCGCGACGCCUGGUUCCAGUUCGACGACGACACGGUG